Messenger RNA from Pocillopora meandrina, 9476 nucleotides. The record is from the annotation of a GenBank genome assembly. Lineage: Eukaryota; Metazoa; Cnidaria; Anthozoa; Scleractinia; Pocilloporidae.
GAAUCCUUUGAAGCCUGUUUUCAUAAAUCCGUCAGGCCGCUGCUGAUAGUGUCUGCGUUUAUGAUUGUCUUCACCACUGGUCUGUGUCGUAUUGGGGGUUUUAUCGGAUGUUCCUUCAUCAUGGAAAGGAACAUGGUAGACGACUACUGCCUGGUUGGACACGUCUUCGCUAAUUUUUCAGCCACAGGAGUGACGGAAUGCUAUAAAACAUGCCAAACAAACUGUCGGUGUAUUUCGUUCAACUUCCUAAAAAGUAUCAACCAGAGCAAUUGCCAACUGAAUGAAGAAAACAGACAUACAAAGCCCGGUGCAUUAAAGCCAAUGAAUGGAUCUCAGUAUUACGAUCUUGUCACUGACUACAAAGUUACGGUGAGACAUUGUCUAUGAUUUUUUAAGCAACCAGUAAUUAUUUAUCACGGGGGGGGGGGGGUAGGGUAGAGGAAGAGGGUGUGUCACGAUAAACUUUACCAGAUCCCCGUUUUAUACGCUAUUUGCAACGAAUGAUCACACCUCCAUUUCUCCUGAAACCAUGCGAUCCCCACAAAAUCUUCCGUCUCCACUCCCCCCUCACGCCUUUUCUUUUUUUGCCUGGAUUACAUGGAUCUCUGGAUCCCUGGAUGAUUCAUUGAUUCAUUAUUCAGUCCAGGCCUUAGACAGUUUUGUGUACACCAUUUCCUGUGAUACGAUUGGUGUGGACAAAACCAGAACAAACUAAUGUCGAAGCCAAGCUUUUUCUGUGCUUUAUCAAGUGAACUGGAUCCCAAGGGCCAUAACUAUCAGAUACAAAAAUACGGAACUAAAAUGUGGGCCAUUUGGAUCGUAACACCAAGUUUCAUGACGUCAUGGUACAGAAAAAAACUGUAUAUGACCCGGAAUGACAGAAUUACUGGAUUUUUUUGCUUUUAACACGUGUAGAUACUCUUUUAAAAGCUUAGAUGUCAUGUAUUUUGUAAAGUUUUGGACAUCAAAUCGCAAGUAUAAUGUUCUUACUUUGUACACGGAAUCAUGAGGGCAUCAAAUAAAUGCAAGAAAAGCACAAUUAUAUAUACCCUCUCCUCUAGACGGCAGGUUCAUCAUGUCCUUGUACCCAGUGCUCUAAUAAUUGUUGCAGAGAUCAGCCAUGUCUUAAUGGGGCAACAUGCCUGGAAAACUGUGAGGCGACCGGGAAAAGAUUUGUCUGCAACUGUGAUCCAGAGUUCACAGGCCAGUUUUGUCAAACCGUUGGUUAGUUAUCUCAGAUUUUAUAAAUAGACUGUAAAUUAUCUCACAGAAGUGAAUUUAAUGUUAAAAUUAAGCUGUAACUUGGUAAUUUUCACACCUUUAUUACUGUGAAUGGGUGACUGAGACCUUGGGGUCUAUUCACAGAGGGUUUAAACUCUAUAUAAGAGGAUACUACUAUAAAGCUUUGAAUGGCAGUUUAGACUCCACUCUGCAGUAGUGGCUUGAGAUCUCAGCUAAAAAUCGACAAGAACGGCCUGAUAUCGCUACCAGAGAACAGAAAUAUCAUAAACAACAUUUCAAAAAAGGUUAAAGCUUAUUUGCAAAACACAAACUAGUGAUGCAGCAUAUAUAACGCUACACCAUAUCACGGGAAGCCAAGCUAAAAAAGUAAAUGCUAUUCGAUGCCUUAUUCCAAACGUAGUUUUUGUCAAAGAUUGGUGAUCUCUAGACUUGUGGGAUCAUCAAAAUCAGAACCAAAAUAAACAUUACUUAUUGUCCAUGCUUUUCCUUAUAAACACAGCCAAGUAUUGAGAACUCGCUCUCUUAGCUUUAUCGUCUCUCGGUAAUAAAAUUAACAACGCGCUAAAUAAUUUGGUUGAGUGAUUUAAAAAUUCCCUUUCUCUCGAAAAUGUUCACAAUAAGUGUAGUCAGUUUAGAAAUAUGUUCACCACAGUAGUUAUUGGAAAGAUAUAGAGCAUACAAAUGAUUGUUGUCAAGUGACAAUAGCGAAAUGAUCGUUGUCAAGUGCACGCGUCUCUAUAACCAUUUACCAUUAGCAUGACAACAAGAAAACAAUGGUGUCAACUCAGUGAGCGGAAUUUCAAAGACGCUCAGCUACGCUCAAAACAUGUUAUAGGCCGGUAACUUAACUUUUGACGAUUAAGAGACAAAGACGAGAAAAUAAUUCACAACUUACCACAAAAGCGUUGCAAGUUAUGAAUACUCUAGUGGAACUAGACUGAAAGUGUUUCGUAACUAAAUUCCCUAAGAACCCUGAUACAAUUUCUUAGAUUGACUAAUUAUAAUCUGCAACAUGUUUGCGAAGAGUUAAAAUCGAUUAGUUUGAAUUGGGGGAGUAACAGUAGUAAUAGCGCAACAAUUGUGUUUUUAAAUAACACGAAAGACGCUUUUGUUUUCUUAUACUUUUAAGACAUUCAAUAAUUUUAUCAUGACAAUUUAACCCUCCCAACAGUUUAUUGAUAUUUCGAACAUAAUUGUAGUAGCGGCAGUUCUUCGCUGCAGGUAAGCUACUUUCCCCGCAGCGGUAUGUGUAUUGACCAGAGUGCUUUAUUCAUUGUCGCUUUAUUAUGACAAAAAGAGGACUUCCCCUAGACGAAGUCUUCUUCCAUGGGAAUGACAAAUACACAGAAACAAUUUAGCGGUGCCGUUGGAUUGUUGUACACGGUUUUUGAUAAGUGUUAUUGAGACCUGCAAGGAAAAAACAAUAUCAGUCGCAGAAAAAGGGAGAAUUGGGUUUAGGAACAUGACAUUAUCGAAAGACGUUGGUCACCAUCCCUUGAUUUUUAAAUGUGAGUGACUUAAAGCGAUAAUAAUGGGUUAGUUUGGUUGUGUCUUAAGUAAAUGUGUGUAUUCUUUUCCAGUUGAACGUUGCCUCGUUGCCCUCGGUAUGGAAACUAAACGAAUCAGAGAAGGGCAAAUCAGUGCCUCUUCAGAAUACAGUGCUUCAAAUAUUGCUUCUUCCGGGAGACUACGGUUGCCAAGAACUUGGAUAUCUCAGGUCAAUGACAUCAAUCAAUGGCUUCAGAUCGAUCUGAUGACUAAUCUGUACGUUAGCGUGACACGUGUAGCAACGCAGGGAAGAUAUGAUUGGGACGAGUGGGUGAUUAAAUAUCAUCUGCUGUACAGCAGUGAUACAGUUAACUUUCAGUACUACAGAGACCAAGGACAAAGUGAAGACAAGGUACCAGAACCAUAUUGAUGUUGAUCUUUUCCAUGACUCGUAAUUGAAAUUGACGUUCAAAUCAGUUGAUAGGUUCGUAAGGUGGAUAAAUCUAUAUAUCCACUGAGUAAAUCCCUCUCCGGUGGGUCUCACUGAAGGCUUUGCUAACACUUAUCAGCUGGAUAGCAAUUUAUCCGUUGGAUAGCGUUAUCUGUCCUUUAAACAACUGAGCUCUGUGUAAUUAUGUGAAGAUUAGGGAAGAGUGAACGGAAAACAAAAGGCCUUUCUAAGAUUUCCAAAAAGUUUAAUUUUUUUCUUUUUGCCGGGGGGCAAAAGCGAAUUCGAACCAUGUACAAGGGAGAGAGGGUAACUCACCCAUAUCAUAGUAGUCCAAACACACGGUGCGUGUCCAAGAGCUAAAGACCACCUGGUCCAUUAGUUGAAAACAAUACUGUAUUCUUAGAAUGCGCGCGCGCUUACCCGCCUGAUUAGGCGAUUUUUACGCGCAAUGGAAAAUGCGCCGUGCAAUACUGAGGAAUCACUUUAAGAUAAGCAUUUUUUUCUCCACACUUGCAAGAUUUUUCCUCAAUAGCGAAUAGUGUCUCUUGUGCUUCUUUUACCCGUGGCGUGCUUACGUGGAAAAUGAAUAGAACACGUGUGAGCAAAAUUUUCUUUUUCUAGAUCAAGUUCCUUCUAAGAUUACGGCAACAGAUUUGAAAUAAAAAUAUCUGAAAAAGAAAUAACCUUGGAAGAAAACCUGGAUGGGGAAUCCAUUAUCUCAGAUUUAUGUUGUCUUGGCUUAGGGAAUAAGGCCGUUAAUAACAGUUUUAUCCUUCCGAUGUGUAUAGGUUUUUUCUGGAAACUCCGAUCGUCACAGUGUAGUGCAACAUGACUUGAGCCCAGUCAUUAAGCAACGUUACAUCCGUUUUCGACCUCUGACUUGGAAGGGAAGGAUUGCAAUGAGGGUAGAGCUGUAUGGCUGCCAUGGUAAAUAUAUUUUGUUUUGAUCAUAUCCAUAGCGAAAAAUUUUGCCUUUUUUCUUGUAAAGCGCUGUGAGUUCCAGUGUAUGAGUUCAAGUAACAAUCGAUCCUCGUCAACUUGAAGUAAAAAGCCUACUCCGUGAUGGAACGGUUCCGGAAACGCGAAAGGAGGUCAUUCUCUAAGAAGAUCUCUUCUCUUUCCAGAUGAAUGUGUCACCUUUGUCAUAAUAGCAAGUCAUAAAUGAGCACUGAAGUUGUAUCAAAGCAUGCAAUUCCUCUUUCUUCAUGAACAUCAAACGUUUCUCGAUAGUUAAAUUGUGUCUACAUACUCUCAUUUAUGAAGCCCAUCGACCAACGUAAGCGCUAUUACUUUUAAAAAUCAAUACCGGAAUCUGACUUAUCUGACUUACUUCAAUUUUCUUGACCAUUCAGAUUGUUUUGAAGCCCUCGGUAUGGAAAGUAACGCAAUUUCUGACGUUCAGAUAACUGGUUCUACAGAAGUUAAUAGUAAUUACGCCCCUCCACUCGGCAGACUACAUCUGCUGCCUGCAGUACGGGGAUUAUGUGGAGCUUGGGCCGCCGCCGGUGGUGAUACCAACCCUUGGCUACAGAUUGAUCUGAUUAAACAGAACACUAAAGUUAACGGUAUAGCAACUCAAGGAAGGCAUGACGUAUCCCAUUGGGUGACAAAGUAUUCUUUGCUUUACAGUAACGAUUCACUUUCCUGGCUCUACUACAAAGAACAAGGAGUGAAAAAGGUCGGGCCAGAUUCGUCUGCUUAUACGGACCUUUUGUAAGAAAGUUAAUUGACAGCUAUUCGUGGAUGGUGAAGUAAAUAUUGUUAAAUUUUCCCUGUGCCGAAGUUGAGGGAAUUAUUUAGCAAUAUCUACUGCAUGAGCAUGAGGCAAAAAGUUGUUUUAGGAAAAUCUAAAUUCAUUUUAUUUUUUCGCUUCCACUUGCCAUGUAUCAAAGAACAGAUACAUGGAGUCAGCGGUUAGAUCACAUAAUCAAUCUAUAAAUUACACAUGACAUAAGCGAAAAACUGAUUGUGUUAACGUGCUUUUACGAAAAAAGGGAAGCUUAAGCAGGCUUAAAAUAUCUCAAAAGAGGCCAAUUGCAGCCAAUCAGAUACAGAACGUUAAAUACCUCUGCUAUGAUCGUCUCACAUCAUCUCACAUGACCAAUCAGAAUGCACCAUCUACAUUAUCACCAAAGCAACAUGUCGUGCGUCAUUACAUUUGAAACCACACUUCAGGCUGUGGAAAGCUAUCUACAAAAUAUUACUAAAAGAUGAUAAAUAAUAUAAAAGAAGUACUUGUACAACAAGAAGGAAAAAUAUUUCUACGGAUGAGGAAAGUUAUAGUGAAAAGCAAAUGCUACACUUUGAAAUUUUAUGGUGAGUAUUUAUCGAUAAACAAAAUGCGACUGACAUCCUUAAAGAAAAAAUUGAGGACAACUCAGCCAGAAUCGAAGGUAUUUAGGGAAGAAUUAAUUUCCGUGAUUUUAGAGAGGAUUCCAUCAGCAAUUAAAUUCACCAUUUUACUUUUUUUUUCCAUUUUGCUCGCUCAGGAUUUUACAGGGAACACUGACCGACUUACAGUGGUACCACAUGACUUGAGCCCUCCAAUCACCACGCGAGUGAUUCGUUUUCAAGUUCUAACUUGGUACAGCUGGUAUGCGAUGAGGGUGGAACUGUAUGGUUGCCAUGGUAAUGAGUUUCUUACUUACAUUCAUCCUGCACUUCUCCAGAAUUCUUAGUUUAUAUCUUUGUUUCAGCUGAGAGUUACUUUUAAAGUUAUGUUAUUGACAAUAAUGCUUUUAACAUAAAAUUUUCUUUUCUUCGACCAGUGACUUGGGCAGGUUGUAAAGCAAAGGCAGAGAACUUGUACGGCUGUCAAAGUAAGUGUAAAACGAUGAUCAUUUUUAAGAAGCCGAUAGCCAUUUUGUGCUGAAAUUUUCCAUUAGUGUACCAGCCGAUCUAUCUAUAUAUACGACCGGGUAGAGAUUUGAGUUUCAGCAAAAGAAACGAGGCAGGAAAAAAUACUCACAAAAAUUACCAAAUACUAGUGUCAAGAAUUAAAUUAAGACUUUAUUUAAUAAUUUCCUUUUCUGAGAAAAUAUCCUUCUAACUUGCUUAAAAAUAAGUUUUAUUACAAAGGCUUAACGCACCUAGCAAUAAAGGGCUGAUGUAGAUUUACGUGGUUCUCUAAAUUUAUUCUGUACAACAUAAUAUAAAAUGCAAAUAAUCGGUUCAACAGUAACUUCAAAUGCAAUUUAAUUCAUCGUCUGUGGGAUAAGACAGCGAAAUAGCUUUGAGAAGAUAAUGGCAAUUUGACACGCCAUCUCGCAUACUAUGGCAAUGGUGCAAGUGGGAAAAACUUAGGAAAUUGUUACUUUUUUUCCAGAAUUUUAUUUGAAAACACUCUGUUUUAAUGGUCAGUACGCACUGUUUUGGAAGUACUUUUAGGAUCAAGAAGGAUUUUUUUUUUAUUAUUAUUAUUACCCCACUUACACCAGCAAAACAUACUUAGUUAACUGAAUGAAAGUAAGGUCUCAAUUAGUCACUAAUUUGCAUUUUCAAUGUAUCAAAUUUGAAGUCGACAAACAUCGAUUUAAGAAGCUCCUAUGGUGAAAAAAAAGUUAUAAACCGCAUCUAACAAAACAGCUUUAAAACAUGUUUUAAGCUUUGGUGUUAAUGAGGCAUAUGAUUGAUUUUAAUUGCCAGUUUGGAGAAGGGUUUAUUGAAAGUAUGUAUGUUCACUAAGAGGUAAUAAUCAUUUCGCAUCAUAUAGAUUGCAUGGAAGCCCUUGGCAUGGAGAGCUAUGCAAUUACUGAUUCGCAAAUCGGUGCUUCUUCAGAGUACAAUGGCAUUUUCCCUGCAGUUCGAGGCAGACUUCAUCUCAAGACCGUGCCAGGGUGGAGAGGUGACGCUUGGGCGGCUCAUCCGGGAGAUAGCACCCCAUGGCUACAGAUCGAUCUGAUUAAGCAGCGUAUUAAAACUGUCAGGGUAGCGACACAAGGAAGACACGACUUACCCCAAUGGGUGACAAAGUAUUCCUUGUCGUACAGUAACGAUACAAGUCAUUUUUUGUUCUAUAAAGAACAAGGACAAAGUGCAAACAAGGUGAGUGUCACCUAAAUUGACCGUUUUUACGACAUAAGCUGCAGUCUCUCGGGGCCUAAUUCUCUCAGUUUCUCAUACCAGUACUGACUUAUCCUAGUUUUGUUUGAUUCAUUUUUACCACAUCCUUAUGCUUUGAUGACCCAAACUUAAAAGGAUACUCAAAAUAGUUCCCUUUGCAAUUUUUUCCCUCAAAAACUUUAACUCCUCUGUCAAAGUAUUGUAUAGCAUCAGAUCAGUUUGCCUAGCUUUAUAGCAUGACAUGAUUCCUUUUUUUUUUAUGAUCGCAUGUCAGUUCGAGUCAUCGGGAACAUAAAAACAUAUUUGAUUAUCUAUUACUUAAUUAGGAAUUCAGUGGAAACACAGACCAGCGCACUGUUGUUUCACAUGACUUGAGCCCAACAAUCACUGCACGUUACAUCCGAUUUCUGGUUCUCACUUGGAAUGCCUGGCCAUCAAUGAGGGUGGAGCUGUACGGUUGCCAUGGUAAUGGAAAAAAUUUUAUUGCGAUAUUUUGUUUUAACACUUAAUCAUUUCAAAAUCAUUUGCAAAAUUAUUCUCUGAAACUGAUUACCUUGCGUUGAACAAAUCGAAUUUGAGUCUUCCUCCACAAAACAGAGGAUUAGGGCAUGUUUUCCCAACCUGACAUCUGUUGAGUUUGUUUUCAACAAACAUAAGACGUAGAAUAGUUAAAAGCAUGUAAUCUGGGGCUAGUGUUGGUGGUUGUUCAAAUUUGACAGAAAUCGGAUCAUGACCAAGCAAAAAUAUGGUCGACCAAUCAACAUCGCCGACGCUUACUAAAUAAUUAUUUCGAGCCCUGUAUCAGGAGAAGCUUCACGUUAAUCACUUUUAGGAGUUGAAAGGUUUGUAGAAUAGCAACAGUAACCCUCUAUUUUUGGCUUUGAUUAAUUAUGCACUUGAUUAGAUUGUCGUCGCGCUCUUGGAAUGAAAAGUGGUGAAAUUGCUAACGCACAAAUUAGUGCCUCUUCGGAACUCAAUCGUAUUCACGCCGCCAUUCUGGGAAGACUAGAGUCCAGGGUAGUUGGAGACAAGAGGGGUUCUUGGGUAGCCCCCCCGGAAGACCGUAACCCUUGGCUACAGAUUGAUCUGCUGAGGCAGGACACCAGGAUAACACUGAUAGCUACACAAGGAAGAUAUGACGCCGCUCAAUGGAUCACAAAGUACUCGCUGCUGUACAGCAAUGACACAAGUGACUUUAUAUACUACAAGGAACAGGGGCAACAAAAUGCAAAUAAGGUGGGUUGGUCCGACAGAGAAACAACUGAGAAUGUUGUAAAAUAUAUAAUGACGAAUGUGUCCGAAUACGCUGGGGCGUCUCCUUUACUCAAUCUUUUCAUGUGACCUGCACUGACAGCCCCGCGCAUACUAUUUCUGAACAGCAUCAUUAAACAAUCCCCGUAUUUGAGCCGUACAGCUGGUGUAAGUAGACCGGAAAUAGUUGUUCAGCCCGAUAGAUACGAGUUAAAGUAUAAGUAAAGAAGAGAGACAAGUAAGGCAUGUCAUAUGAUGAUCAAAUGAUAAUCGCCUGUCGCACAGGGCCGGACGUCGUUAAAUCGAACCACACAUUUCUAUUUCUCUGGCCCUCAGGCUCCCCUACUCAGUCAAUGAAUACAAUGCUCUUCAAAGUGUACCAGUUUUCCGUCCUGGGACCAAAAAAUUGUUUCUUUUGCAUUUUAGCAAGUACUAAAUUAAUGAAAUAAACGGAUUUUGAACGAUUUCUUUAUCUGUAAUGUGUCGAUAGUAAUUGCACUUUACUAGUUAUUUUCUGCAAGAACUAAAAUCAGUAUGUAACGAAAUGUAAGAACGUUUAUAUAUGUUGCAAGUAACGUAUUGCUUUGUCAAUAAUUACGAAGUGAAUAUAAAAUUUUCUUUAUCUGAUAAUACAAUUUAUUUUCUGCAAGAACUAAAAUCAGUAUCCAACGAAAUGUAAGAAUGUUUAUAUGAUGCAAAUAACAUAUUGCGUUGUCAAUAAUUACGAAAUGAAUGUAAAAUUGCCUUUAUCUGAUGAAUAUAAGUAUCGGUUAGGAUCAGGAUAAACAUGACAACAAUCUCUUUUUUUAUUUCAACCCUGAAGCAAUUUGCAGGAAACACCGACAGUCACACGGUUGUAUCACAUUUCCUUGACCCACCUAUCACGGCGCGUUAUGUUCGUUUUCAAGCUCUCGCGUGGUACCAAUGGGCAGCGAUGAGGGUGGAAGUGUAUGGUUGUCAUGGUAAUCUCAUAAAUUCCUAG